AUGAGCAACUACUAUGAUUUAGACGACAUACUGGCCGAGGAUGAGAAACUUCCUGUUACGUUUCGGACCGGAGCGACUGGAGUGGGACGAGCUCUAGACCCGAGCACAGACGCCGAUGACCUGGCAGUGGGCGCAAAGGUGGACUUGCCGGUGUGGAUGGUGCCGGCUCUAGCGAAGCGAAACAUGGUGUCGGCCCUGGAGCCCAGAAUGUUCGGCGAGAGGAUUCGGAAGGAGGUGCAAGCUGACGCUGCGUGUGUCAAUCUCCGUGCCUGCUCGCCCUACUACUACUCCUUAGGCACAAAGAUUGCACCCUGGGUGCGGGACAAGACUCUCACGCGCUUCCUAUUCACAACCUUUGUGGAGCGCUACGCUGACCUGCUCACACGUGCUUUUGUGCUCCCGGAGAAGGAGGUGCCUCGCGUGCGCCGCCUGCUGCCCAAGGAAGAACAGCAAUGUGCGUGCGUGGUACUGGGAAAGGGAUUGAGCAGGGGGGAAACGGGGAUGAACAGGGGGGGGUUAGUGGGAAUCCGUGUGGUCUCACUGAUGGUGGAGAACGAGGGAAGGGUGGAGGAGGAUGGGGAGGUGGAAGCACAUCAAGCAGUGGUUGGGUUGGUGGUUCUGUUGGAGAUGGGUUUGAUGGGAGACCCGGUGGGAACCAGAGACAACGGAGGUGAUGACAAGGGAUAA
Closterium sp. Naga37s-1 is the source of this 687-nucleotide messenger RNA. Lineage: Eukaryota; Viridiplantae; Streptophyta; Zygnematophyceae; Desmidiales; Closteriaceae. The record is from the annotation of a GenBank genome assembly.